UUGCCUGUGCUACCAACUACAUACAGUAUCAACCUGUGCUGCGCCCAAGAUGGACGACAUGCAUGGCAGGGAGGAUACUGGGCCCACAGAGACCGCUCAGCUGGAGCCCCUCCUCGAAGAGGCCGGCAUCCCGACUGACAGGGCAGAAACCUGUCGGGCAGGAAGUGGGAGCUGGUCCCGGCGCAUAUCUGCAAUGGAACUUCCUGUGCUCACUCAGCCCGGCCUGGGGGUCACCACGACGACAGUGACCACGAUCACGCAGACCGGUGGAGACUGGACCACAGGCCUCUUCAAUGUGUGUGGAGACGUGACCACAUGUGCCAUUGGGGCUGUGGUCCCUUGCUGCCUGGACCUGAGUCUGGCUCAUCAGUACGGCGAGUGCCUGUGUCUGCCGCUGCUCCCCGGGUCCACGUUCGCCAUGCGCGUGGGGAUCAGGGAGAGAUUCAAAAUUCGGGGCUCCGUCUGUGAAGACUGGCUCACCGUCUACUGCUGCUACCCCUUAGCAGUCUGCCAGAUGAUCCGCGAGAUGAAGAGGAGGCUGAAGAGCCAGACCUACCAGGUGUCCACGGCGCUGGAGAGCUCGUGAGAGCCCUUCGCAACGCGAGUCAAGAGGAUGCUGUUGGAGAUUCACAAAGAUUGCUAGAGAGGAUUCCUCUCAGUUUACACUGUUCUAUUUCUAGGUUUUUUUUUCUUUUUUUGGGAAAUGAUUGGUAUUGUGCCAAUUACUGAGAAAGAGCUCCACUUGGGACAUGCGAGCAGAUGUUUGGCCCGCCUCCGUUUGGGACGUGAAUCUAUUUAUAUUCCAAAUCAGAGCGUUUAUGAUCGCUGCAUUUAGGCCAACAUUGUCAAGU
Megalops cyprinoides (Indo-Pacific tarpon) is the source of this 851-nucleotide messenger RNA. It is a transcript of the gene plac8l1, whose product is annotated as PLAC8 like 1. The coding region runs from base 50 to 586 and encodes 178 amino acids. The record is from RefSeq and is a predicted model, not a curated record. The transcript is spliced from 5 exons. NCBI's taxonomy places the organism in Eukaryota, Metazoa, Chordata, Actinopteri, Elopiformes, Megalopidae.